Messenger RNA from Pieris macdunnoughi, 450 nucleotides. The record is from the annotation of a GenBank genome assembly. Lineage: Eukaryota; Metazoa; Arthropoda; Insecta; Lepidoptera; Pieridae.
AUGACUGAAGCAUUAGCAAAAGAUUAUGCAGCUUAUCUUAACUUAGAUUUGACAUGUAACUUACAAACAGUACAAGAUGUAAUUGAUAAUAUGAUCACUAGACUUGAAGAACUGACAAGUGUUUUGCACAUGAUAAAAACAAAAAAUAAUGAUUGCUGUUCAACAGUAACAUCUGAUAUAAGUGCCUACAGAAAUGAAAUCACGGUACUGACAAAGAAAAUACUAACAUUGAGUGAAGUUAUAUCUAAACUACAAACAAACAUAGAAAUUCUAGAACAGAAAGUGGAAAAAGCAGAAGCUGACUUUGAAAUCAAAUAUGAAAAUAAGUUAAAAAGUCUGUUUAGGCCAUUUCUUAAAAGAAAUAAAGAUGUAUUACCAGAAUCAUCAGUAUCUAUUGAGAACUUAGAAAUUUCCAGCAUAACGGAGUAUUUUGAAAAUAAUAAUAGAUGA